UUGAUUGCAUAAUUUGAGAGCAUUUUCGAUUUCUGCUUCGAGGGUGGGUGAGUGAGAGAUAUGGGCGAAGAAUCGUUCAUAUACAGCUUUGUGGCUCGGGGAACUAUGGUAUUGGCGGAGUACACGGAGUUCACCGGAAACUUCCCGGCGAUUGCGGCUCAGUGUUUGCACAAGCUGCCAUCUUCAAACAACAAGUUCACUUACAAUUGUGAUCACCACACUUUUAACUUCCUUCUCGAGGAUGGUUAUGCUUAUUGUGUUGUUGCCAAAGACUCAGUUGGCAAGCAAAUUUCCAUUGCAUUUUUGGAACGUGUAAAAGCAGAUUUCAAGAAAAGAUAUGGUGGUGGUAAAGCAGAUACAGCUGUUGCGAAGAGUCUGAAUAAAGAAUUUGGACCAGUUAUGAAGGAGCACAUGAAGUAUAUAAUUGAGCAUGCAGAUGAAAUCGAGAAACUUCUAAAAGUCAAGGCUCAGGUCUCAGAAGUCAAAAGUAUUAUGCUCGAGAAUAUAGACAAGACUAUUGAACGAGGGGAGAACUUGACUAUACUUACCAACAAGGCAGAAGAUCUACAUAAUUCGGCCCAACAAUUCAAGAAACAGGGGACAGAAAUCCGUCGCAAGAUGUGGUAUCAGAAUAUGAAAAUAAAGUUGGUUGUACUAGGAAUCAUCGUCUUUUUGGUACUCACAAUCUGGCUUUCUGUUUGCCACGGCUUCGACUGCACCAACUAGCAUAUCUUUCGCUCAGAACUGGACCGACUCGAUUCACUUCCAGACAGGACACUAAAAACACUUCAUGCUACACGACAACAGAAUUUCCUCUGCAAACAUGGACUGCCUAGAUUCUGUUAGGCGGUGGGUCGCACUUUCUCUGUGCUUUUAUUCUUGAUUUUUUCUAUAGGGGAGAGGUGUGGGGAGCAUGAGGUUUGUUGUGCUGUUGGAAUAGUGUAUUGUUUAGACCAUGGGAUAUGAUAUAGACAUGGUUUAGAUUUGAAGAGUACUAGGAUGUUUGAUGAAAUAGAAUGAGAUACAAUUCAAUUGUAUGAUCAACAGACUACUAUAAUAGAAUAUACAGUAAUACACUACAACAAGAACAAGAAUAGACAGAAGGUGCAUUCUAGUUUA
Molecule: messenger RNA, 1119 nt
Organism: Ipomoea triloba (trilobed morning glory)
Lineage: Eukaryota; Viridiplantae; Streptophyta; Magnoliopsida; Solanales; Convolvulaceae
Product: vesicle-associated membrane protein 724
Exons: 5
Coding region: 61-726 (221 amino acids)
Biological process (GO): vesicle-mediated transport
Cellular component (GO): membrane
Source: RefSeq, a predicted model, not a curated record